Molecule: messenger RNA, 2843 nt
Organism: Mercenaria mercenaria
Lineage: Eukaryota; Metazoa; Mollusca; Bivalvia; Venerida; Veneridae
Exons: 2
Coding region: 475-2577 (700 amino acids)
Source: RefSeq, a predicted model, not a curated record
GGGGCCAAGUGCCCCUCAACUGAAUAAAUUUUGAGAGGAUCUUAUAAUGCUGUUACAGGCCAUGUUUAAUAAAAAUCCAUCAAGUGGUUCAUUAGAAAAUGUUGUUUAAAUGUAUUUCUAAUUUUAGCUGUUGCAGCCCUUAAAAGGGUCCAGUGCUCCCAUCUGAACAAAACUGGGAGAGGACCAUAUAAUGAUGCUAAAGAUCCAUCAAGCAGUUCAAGAGACAGUGCGAUUUAAUAUGCCCAUCUUUGGGGUAUAAAUCUUUCAAUGAGUUAUUCUUUUACAAAGGUAAGUAACAAGUGACUCACUAAACCUGAUUCAUUGUUCGAGUUAUCCUUCUGUUAAAACAGAAAGAGGAAGUGAAAAUCAAACAUUCCAUAAAACUAUAAAUAUAGACAUUAUCUAAUCAGUCUAGAAAUCAAAGAAUUUGAAGAAAUUUAAUUACAGAUUUGCUGACUUCAUACCAAACAAAGAAUGUUUCAACAACCGGGUUAUAUGGAGAAUGUGUCACUGAGACUAUCAGAGGUUCUUGCUGAUACAGGAGUGGAUGAGAGGAUUGUUCAGAAAAGAAGAAGAACAUGGCUGCUUAGGGAAUCUAUGUUAACAAUAUCAAUACAACUACGGGAUGGGAAUGCUUCAGAAUACUUCUUAGGCAGUCAGAGUGAGGGAACCACUACACUUGGACUAGACUCAGACUUUGACCGACUUAUCUGUAUUAAUGACAUUAACGUGAUACAGGACUGGGCUGACUGGGAACCUGGUAAACCAAAUUACUUGAUGAUCCAGGAUGAGACUGUAUCAUCUGGUUACUGUCUGCUACAACGACUGAGAGAUGAUGCUCCUCUUCCUGCCAAUAAUGUACAUAAUAAAAACCAUUUAAGAGACAGAACAGGAAGAAUAUUGCUAAAGAACAAAAUCAUGUCAGCAAUAGGAGAUGAUGUUAUUGAGGGAGGAGUAAGACAUGGUCCAGCAUAUGCACAACAAGGACAACCUGGGUUUAAGGAUAUUGACACUGUUGUUAGUUUACCCUGUAAAUCAUGGGCUCUACAAGCUAGACAAUGGUUAGACCAGCAAGGUGUAGGUCAGUGGCCUUCAGAUCACACAAAGAGAUAUUGUAGCAGUACUGGAUGUUCAGUUGUUGGUGUUGGAAGGAGUGAAAAUGAAGAGUUUGAAUGGAGAAUAUCAACAUCUCUAGCAGAAAGGUGUUUAAUGUUUAAUCUCAAUAUUACACAGAUUCGGUGUUAUGUCUUGAUGAAGAUGAUAUUAAAAACCUACAUCAAGCCACACUUUGAAGACACUAUUUCAAGUUUCAUGUGUAAAACAGUACUGUUUCACUGUAUUGCUAAUACACAUUCUUAUGUCUGGAGAGAAAAUAACUUACUUGUUUGUCUAUCAUUGUGUUUAUUUGUCCUGUGCAACUGUAUUCUGAAUGAAAAUUGUCCUCAUUUUAUCAUACCUGGAAACAAUUUGAUGAGAGGACAUAUUUCUCAUGAAUCUAAACCUUACAUGCUUGAAAUACUGCAGUAUAUUAUAAACAGCAAAGGGAGAGCAUUACUGGAGAUUGAAUGUGAUGAUCUUGGUACAAGGCUUCAGCUGAAGAUGAGUAAUUUGCUCUUUGAGUUUGAUAUCAAAGAGAGUGACAUUAUUUCAGGGCAGUUAUUAGAAUUAACUGCAUGGUUUAUUGAUGAGAUCAUGCUGAACUGUCUGACUUUAAUUACAAACAGUAGCUAUAAAGAAGCUAUACAAACAUUGCUGAAAUAUAUUUUCAAAGUAGUCAUUAUUUCUAAUCAAUGCCAAAGAUUGGACAAAACAGCUUGCAGCCUUCUGGCAUCACAUUUCUGUACAACCCUGGGAUCUAUCCUUGCAUCCCUGAACAUUCAACAGUACAAUGCUAUAUCGGCAGAAGCUCUCACCUGGAUCUCACUGGGUCUGAACACAGAUGUUGCAUCUAGUAAAUUGAAGCUUGCAUCCAUGUUUUACUGUGUAGGGGAUGCUCAAAGAACAGAAAUUGUUCUCAGAGAUAUUGAAGGAAACUAUGAUCUAAACAUUGUUGAACCUAUCUGUAGGUGUUAUGAAUUUAUCCAUCAACCUUCAAGAAAAGGAUUCAAUGCAAUAUGUGACAAUCAUAAUGAAGAAGCUAUACAGCACACUACAGCCUUCUGUGUCAAAUUUCUGCCAUGUGAAAUUAACUGUGUUCCACAUGAACUAAGACAUGAAAUGUUUAGAUCUACACAAGAGAACCUGCCUUUAAGAGGUAGGCAUGAUAAGCCGAUGAACUUUGUGGUGGUAGAUUCUCUCCCUUACCUCUACUUUUUACAAUACAAGGCCUACAGCAAUCUUGGGAGACAGGAAGAUAAACAAAGAACUCUUUCCAACCUUGUGAGAACCAUUGACCAGGAACCAAACCUUGCACACAGGGAAACAGCUUUGAAUCUACUGGGACAGUGUAUGGAACAAGAGGAUCGAGCUAGAGAUGCUUUACAUUGUUAUUUAUUGUCCCUAAAUCAAAGGGAGAGAAACAAUGCUGCCACAUUCCAUAUCUAUAGACUGCUGUCUAUUUUGGGCAAUGGCCAUUAGUUUAAAAAGAACAAACAACUUGUUUGACAAGUAAUUGGAGAAUAUCAAUACAUUGCAAUAUUUAAGUAUACUUGUACAAGUGAUGUAUCCAACAGUUUUAAUGAAAUGACUGUGACUCACUGUGUGAUAAAAUGAAAUCGAACACAUUUCUGUUAAAAAAAAAAAAAGACCAAUACUGUAUCACCAUCAAAUUCAUUUAGAAAGACUGAACUGUAUAUAAAAUUUUGCUUGAAAGUUUGUUUUUGAUUAAUUACAACUGGCAAAUA